AUGUGGUUCAAUCAACGCUUGACUCUGGCCGCCUUGCUGGUCGUCGCCACCGCCUCGACCACGGUACUCGCUGAAGAGACGGCCACACACGAAACCAUCCGUGACGUCAAGGAUUCCGCUGGAAAGCCCGUCAAACCUCUGUUCGCCUGCUCCGUGGAAUCCCGCACCUGUCUAUCCGAAGACAACUUCACUGGUCUUCCCUACCUGGGAAAACUCAAGCUUUCCACCUGUCAUCACGACGGCUUUUUCAGCAAGAGCUUCCGAUGGAUGUUCCACAAGAACCACAAGUUCAUCAACAGCUUCUACGUCUAUUGUGAUGACAAAGAAGGGUUCUGUGACAAGUACGUUCAGGGGUAUCAGGGACAUCUGGACGAGAUCGCUUCGGACAUGGAGCAAGCAGUGGAAGACCAGACUAGCUGCAAGCCCACCUUCCGCUGCUUCGAGCUCAAGGACGCUGACGAGAACUGCUUCUGCAACAAGUAA
Messenger RNA from Mycosarcoma maydis (corn smut), 483 nucleotides. RefSeq lists its product as uncharacterized. NCBI's taxonomy places the organism in Eukaryota, Fungi, Basidiomycota, Ustilaginomycetes, Ustilaginales. Bases 1 to 483 code for a protein of 160 amino acids. The transcript is spliced from 3 exons. The record is from RefSeq and is a predicted model, not a curated record.